This is a messenger RNA of Metschnikowia bicuspidata var. bicuspidata NRRL YB-4993, 1680 nucleotides long. RefSeq names its product pseudouridine synthase. Gene Ontology annotation, biological process: box H/ACA sno(s)RNA 3'-end processing; snRNA pseudouridine synthesis; mRNA pseudouridine synthesis. Gene Ontology annotation, molecular function: RNA binding; pseudouridine synthase activity. Lineage: Eukaryota; Fungi; Ascomycota; Pichiomycetes; Serinales; Metschnikowiaceae. The record is from RefSeq and is a predicted model, not a curated record. Gene Ontology annotation, cellular component: box H/ACA snoRNP complex. The coding region runs from base 197 to 1618 and encodes 473 amino acids. The transcript has a single exon.
CGUUUCGAUGCGAGUUAGCUUUCUCCCACUCCCCAGAGCCUUCUGCUAUUGAAAUUCGCAGUAAUGCUCUUUUGAGGAAAGCUGAGAUGCGCCGCACGAUGCUCAGACAGUGCGAAAAAUCCUACCGAAAAAAAACGCAAAGAUUUGAUGAGGGAAAAAAAAUCUCACCCAACCUCAUUGCCAACCACGUAGAAAAAUGUCUGAGGAGCAUAUGAUUAAGCCAGAGAGCGUUGCUCCCUCAAAGGACACUUCGGAAUGGCCUCUUUUGUUGAAGAACUAUGACAAAUUGUUGGUUCGUUCGGGACACUACACUCCCAUCCCAGCCGGCUCUUCGCCCUUGAAGAGAGAUUUGAAGUCAUACAUUUCUUCCGGUGUGAUCAACUUGGACAAGCCAUCUAACCCUUCCUCCCACGAGGUUGUUGCUUGGAUCAAAAGAAUCUUGCGCGUCGAAAAAACUGGUCACUCCGGAACCUUGGAUCCUAAGGUCACUGGUUGUUUGAUUGUCUGUAUCGACAGAGCCACCCGUUUGGUUAAGUCUCAACAAGGCGCGGGUAAGGAGUAUGUCUGUAUCGUCAGAUUACACGAAGAAUUGGAAGAUGCGAAGGAAAUGGGCCGUGCUUUGGAAAACUUGACCGGUGCUUUGUUCCAGAGACCACCUUUGAUCUCUGCGGUCAAGAGACAGUUGAGAGUGCGUACUAUCUACGACUCCAACUUGAUCGAGUUUGACAACAAGAGAGGCCUUGGUGUUUUCUGGGCCUCUUGUGAGGCCGGUACCUAUAUGAGAACGUUGUGUGUUCAUUUGGGUAUGUUGCUUAGUGUUGGUGGUCACAUGCAAGAAUUACGUCGUGUCAGAUCCGGUGCCAUGGGCGAGAACGAUAACAUGGUGACUUUGCACGAUGUUAUGGAUGCUCAAUAUGUUUACGACAACACCAGAGACGAGUCAUACUUGAGGAAGAUCAUUCAGCCUUUGGAGACAUUGCUUGUCGGAUACAAGAGAAUCGUUGUCAAAGACUCCGCUGUCAACUCUGUUUGUUACGGUGCUAAGUUCAUGAUCCCAGGUUUGUUGAGAUACGAGGAAGGAAUCGAGUUGUACGAUGAAGUUGUGCUCAUGACUACCAAGGGUGAGGCUAUUGCCAUUGGUAUUGCACAGAUGACCACGGUUGACUUGCAGUCUUGUGACCAUGGCGUUGUUGCUAAGGUCAGGAGAUGUAUCAUGGAGAGAGACACUUACCCAAGAAGAUGGGGUUUGGGCCCAGUUGCCCAAAAGAAAAAGCAGAUGAAGGCAGAUGGCAAGUUAGACAAAUUUGGCAGAGCUAAUGAGAACACUCCAGAAACUUGGAAGCAAGAGUACAAGGACCAUGCAGAUGAGGCUGCUCCAGCUGUUCCAGAGUCCAAAUUGGUUGCUCCAGAGGUUCAAUUGCCCAAGAAGUCUGAACCUGAAGUGAAGUCCCAGGAAACUAUUGUCGAGAAGGAAGAGAAGGAAGAAAAGAAGGAGAAGAAGGAGAAGAAGGACAAGAAAGAAAAGAAGGACAAGAAAGAGAAGAAGGAGAAGAAGGAAAAGAAGAGAAAGGCCGACGAUGAUGAGGAGCCCGAGAAGAAAAAGAAGUCCAAGAAGUAAAUCCAGCAUAUUCAUUUUUGUCACUCGCCCCUUUUGUACAUUGCCUUUCGUCAUAAAUCUUC